Messenger RNA from Durusdinium trenchii, 1057 nucleotides. NCBI's taxonomy places the organism in Eukaryota, Dinophyceae, Suessiales, Symbiodiniaceae. The record is from the annotation of a GenBank genome assembly.
UCUACACUCAAGUGGGUCUCGAACUGAUACUUCAUCAUCCCAACUUCAUCCAUUAUUAAUUAAAAUUGUUUACAGAAGUGUUACUUUCUCCAAAGGCAGCUCAUAGAAGCCGCAGAGCCGCAUCGAAAUUUGCGACAUUGGACUUAGGUUCUGAUUCCUUCAUGUCACGAGGUGCUUUUCAUGUCGUUUUGAUGGCGCCGGGCCUUUGCCAUUUUUCAGUUCACCCUCUCCGCUCCGCGAUCAUGCGCGGCAUGCUUGGCAUGGAGACGCUCUCAGAAGUACCUGAGUGGGAUCUGGAGCGUUGGGAGAGGGAUGAGAAGAGGGCUUCCAGCUUACUGCGGCGAAGUGCCCUGGCCGCACUGGGCGCUGGCAUGGCCUUCGGCUUGGCGCUGGCUGCGUGGAUGACGCCCAAGGAGGGCUUGGAUUUGCGCCUUUUAGCGGCAGACCCCGCUUUGCCGGAAGGCUGCUUCAAGCAUGGCGUUUUGGUGCACCCGCCGAAGAAUGUGGGAAGUUCCAAGACAUACGAGGCGAGCCCUCGAGAUUGUCAGCUGCGGUGCGCGAGUAGCAUGCCCUGUGCAGAGUUCAGCUGGUGGCCAGACGGAAGCUGCAUUCUGUCCGAUCAGAAGUCCAUUGUCAGGGCGGCGCAGCACAAGUCGUUUGGUGCAGUGAUUGGUCCGCGCUCCUGCGACGAGCGACCAGUGACCUACGAGGUGGCUGUCCGGACGGCAGAGGCGCCCGUCGUCAUCGGGAUCCACGGCAGAACCUGCUCAGCCUACGCACAGUGCGUAGAGGAAGGCAUCAUCGAGGGCAACUGCUGCCCUAACAAUGAGCUGGUGAGUCUAAGCUGCUGCAACAGUUCACCGCCUCCAGUCAGAAAGCCGAUCUACAGCAUGGGCGCAGAAUGCUCGGCCUUUCCACUGUGUGCCGCAGCGAACAUGACGGGUGCUUGCUGCCCUACCACGAGUGGUGUCCGACUCCAAUGCUGCCCUGCAGAGACUGACUUUUAGUGGUCAUCGAGUGCGAUGCUGCAGCAGUUGGACAUGAACUCGGAUUACAG